Messenger RNA from Phragmites australis (common reed), 1624 nucleotides. Its product is annotated as actin-related protein 2. Gene Ontology annotation, cellular component: Arp2/3 protein complex; actin cortical patch. Gene Ontology annotation, molecular function: actin filament binding. The record is from RefSeq and is a predicted model, not a curated record. Bases 111 to 1280 code for a protein of 389 amino acids. Gene Ontology annotation, biological process: Arp2/3 complex-mediated actin nucleation. The transcript is spliced from 15 exons. Lineage: Eukaryota; Viridiplantae; Streptophyta; Magnoliopsida; Poales; Poaceae.
GUCUUCACCCCUCCCCCUCCCCCUCCCCCUCCCGUAGCUUCAAUCAAAGCCCCGAGAAAGGCAUAGAGAGAAAGAGGAAGGGGCCGAAGAAGGAAGCGAGGGAGGCGCAAAUGGAGAGCAGGAACGUGGUGGUGUGCGACAACGGCACCGGGUAUGUAAAGUGUGGCUUUGCCGGCGAGAACUUCCCUACAUCUGUGUUCCCUUGUGUCGUCGGAAGGCCAUUGCUUCGCUUUGAGGAGUCACUCCAGGAACAAGAAUUGACGGAUAUCGUCGUUGGAGCAGCUUGUGCUGACUUGAGACAUCAACUUGAUGUAUCAUAUCCUGUCACCAAUGGGAUUGUUCAAAAUUGGGAUGAUAUGAGCCAUAUAUGGGAUCAUGCCUUUUACAGUGAGCUCAAGGUUGAUCCAUCUGAGUGUAAAAUCCUACUGACAGAUCCACCACUCAAUCCUGUGAAAAACCGUGAAAAGAUGAUUGAGACAAUGUUUGAGAAAUAUAACUUUGCUGGGGUCUUCAUCCAGAUACAAGCAGUUCUUUCCCUAUACGCACAAGGCUUGCUAACCGGACUCGUCAUAGAUUCUGGUGAUGGUGUCACUCAUGUGGUGCCUGUAGUUGAUGGUUACUCUUAUCCGCAUCUUACGAAAAGAAUGAACGUAGCGGGAAGGCAUAUAACAUCCUAUCUUGUUGAUCUACUCUCAAGAAGAGGGUAUGCUAUGAACAAAGCUGCUGACUUUGAGACAGUGAGAGAAAUAAAAGAGAAGCUCUGCUAUCUAAGCUAUGAUUACAAACGUGAAUACCAGCUAGGACUUGAAACAACAAUCCUUGUCAAAAGUUACACUCUUCCAGAUGGAAGAGUAAUUAAAGUUGGCACUGAACGGUUUCAAGCUCCUGAGGCUCUUUUCACUCCAGAACUGAUAGAUGUUGAAGGUGAUGGGAUGGCAGAUAUGGCAUUCCGUUGCAUUCAAGAAAUGGACAUUGACAACAGGAUGAUGCUUUAUCAACAUAUCGUCCUUAGUGGUGGAAGUACCAUGUAUCCUGGUCUGCCAAGCCGGCUGGAGAAGGAAAUUCUUGAUCGCUAUCUGGAUGUAGUUUUGAAGGGAAACAAAGAUGGGCUUAAGAAAUUACGACUGCGGAUAGAGGAUCCUCCUCGCAGAAAGCACAUGGUCUACCUGGGAGGUGCAGUACUCGCUGGAAUCAUGAAGGAUGCACCAGAGUUCUGGAUUACCAGGCAGGAGUACCAGGAAGAAGGUGUUGCCUGCCUAAGGAAGUGUGGACAGGCAUAAGCUGCAAUCAUCGAGGAGCUUAUCAUCCAACACGUGGUCCUCAACAGAAGAAAUGGAGGGCCCUCCAUGCCGCCUGAAAGUAGGGCCAGAUCUUAUGAGCCCGCCAUGGAUCAGGUCAUGGAGUGAAAGGUUACAUGUAGAAAGAAGAGCUCAGCAUUACAACUUCGUUGUUUGUGUCAUGUUAUAGUCUAGCCAUCGUGAUGUUGCCGUAGGGGACAGUAUUUGUAUUGGCUACUCAAUAUUGCCUCUGCUGGACCAUCUUGCGCAUUUGAGAUAUGGUUGAGCUAUCUUGUGAAUUUCAGAUAUGGAGCACACCCUUGAUUUCUAUCUUCUUUUCCACGUAA